Aedes albopictus (Asian tiger mosquito) is the source of this 2925-nucleotide messenger RNA. RefSeq names its product soluble guanylate cyclase 89Db. NCBI's taxonomy places the organism in Eukaryota, Metazoa, Arthropoda, Insecta, Diptera, Culicidae. Gene Ontology annotation, cellular component: guanylate cyclase complex, soluble. The transcript is spliced from 8 exons. Bases 809 to 2758 code for a protein of 649 amino acids. Gene Ontology annotation, biological process: response to oxygen levels; cGMP biosynthetic process; nitric oxide-cGMP-mediated signaling. The record is from RefSeq and is a predicted model, not a curated record. Gene Ontology annotation, molecular function: guanylate cyclase activity; heme binding.
GUAGACUAAUUAAUUAUGACCCAUCAUUUAUCCGCCUGAACGGAAAAAGGUUAUAUUCAUCCAUUUCUUGCGGUUGAAAGAAGCACCGAAAUGGAGCCUCCUGGUUACUGACUCCUUCAGUCGCGUUCGAUCGAACACAUCGACUUGCAGCGCAGGACGUCUGGUCUGCAGUGCUCUGAUGGACCGAUAAACGAACGGACAUCCGGUCGGUCGGUCGAUUGUCGGUUGGUGCCUGUGCAGUGAGUGCGAAUAUUAUAAAUUGAACUCACCGCCGAGAACACACUCCAGUCGGCAGUGAGCAACCGUCGCGGACAGACGUUUUAUCGGCAUUCUCCGGUCUCCCCGGUUGUGGUAGAGGGUUUUGUUUUUCGGUUGGUGUGUACUUAGUGCCGUUUUAGGUCCUUCGAAUUGGGUGCUCCUUCACUGCAAGCCACAGUCAGUGUUUAGAUUGGAUACUGUCGAACUCGUAGUGGAUGCUGUUGUUGAAUUUUGGGGUAGGCUGUUGCGGUUUGGAUUAACCUUCCGAUGGCGCCAAUGACAAGAAAUUUAGCGGUGAACCACGGAUGGUUGUUAUUCAGUGAAGAGUGAAUAUUGUGUGUGUUUGAAAAGUAGAAACGCGCGGUGCCCGCCGCCGGCCGACAGACAUAUCUCAAUUACUUUUGGGUCCUUCAAUCAACGGAUACUGCAGCACCCCAGAGACCGGAACGUAUCGUUGUAUCCUUGGUGAGUCGUCGUCGUCUGGUCCGGAUAAAAAGAAAAGCAGCUGAGCGUGUACGUGAGGACAAAGGCGAAGACAACUCCUACCAUCAUGUACGGAAUGCUGCUGGAAAGCGUUCAGCACUUUGUGCAGCUCGAGUAUGGAGAACUCGUAUGGAAGCAGGCGUUACACACGGCCGGCUGCAAGCUUACCGUAUUCAACACGUACCAGCAAUACCCGGACAGCCUUAUUCCGGACUUGGCGGCCGCACUGUCGGCCAUCACCGGCAGAAGCAUCGACGAUUUUAUGGUUUUCUUUGGGCGGUGCUUUGUGCGAUUCUUCAGCAAUUUCGGUUACGAUGAGCUGAUCAAGGCCACCGGAAGGUACUUUUGCGAUUUCCUCCACUCGGUGGAUAACAUCCAUCUGCAGAUGCGGUUCACAUACCGCAAGAUGAAGAGCCCUUCGAUGCAGCUGAUCGAGGUGGACGAACAAGGAGCGGUGUUGGUGUACCGAAGUACUCGUUCCGGGUUUUCCAAGUAUCUGCGGGGACAGUUGAUGGAAAUCGCCAAGCAGCUUUACAAUAUGGAUGUGACGAUCAAGGUACUGGAGAGCCAGAAUGACGUCCCAGGAGGGACAGCAGGACCGAUUUCGAUCCAAGGAGGGCUGAAGACGGUGAUCGUCAAGUAUCGACUGGAUUUUGACAAUCGGGACUACAUGCAAAGACGUGUCCACAUCACCGCUCAUCCUUCGCAGCUACAACUGUCCCCGGUGAGUAGCAGCGUUCUCCUGGACCUAUUCCCGUUUGCGCUGAUCCUGAACGAACAGAUGCGAAUUACCGCCGCUGGCGAGAAACUCAUUGAAUCGUGGAUACUGAACAACGCCACCCGCUCCCCAACGGAGCUGAUGGGUUCCAAGGUUACCGAAUACUUCAAACUUCGCCGUCCAACGGGAAUCACGUUCACUUGGGAGAAUAUGAAGCGCCUUCAAACGGUAAACUUCGAGAUUCAGCUGCUCAAAGGAUCAACCGUGCAGGAAUCCGCCGAAGCGAGCGGCACCCAUGUGGAUCUUAAACCAUCGAUUCACGAACACGACGAUCCGUCCAAGUUGAUGUCAAUUGCCCGUCGCGGUUCGCAAGGCCUUAGAAGUAUUCUGCUGAAGGGCGAGAUGCGUUACAUAAAGGACAUCAACUCGUUGGUGUUCCUGUGUAGUCCUCUGAUCAACAAUUUGGAGGAACUGCGUGAGGUUGGGUUGUACCUGAACGAUCUGAACACCCACGGCCUUAGCAGAGAAAUGGUGUUUUCCGGAUUUUCACACAACUCCCGGCUGGAUCUCAUGUGCGAGCGCGAGGAAAAGCGAGCUGAAGAGCUGGAAACGUCGUUGGCCUUGGCCGAUUCGUGGAAACGGCAGGGUGACGAGUUGUUGUACUCGAUGAUCCCUAGGUCGAUAGCUGAACGGCUGCGAGAAGGGCAGAAUCCUCUGGAGACCUGUCAGAGCUUCGAGGAAGUGACUGUUCUGUUUGCAGAAAUUCAGGAAUCGCUUACGUCCGAUGACUCGAUCAAGUACGCGAUGACGACGGUGAACACGCUGAAUGCGGCUUUCUCCGCAUUCGACGAGUUGAUACAGUCACCGAUGGCGUACAAGGUCGAGACAGUUGGCAAGGUCUAUAUGGCGGUUAGCGGUGCGCCAGAUGUUAAUCCUUGCCACGUACAGCACACGGGUGAUCUGGCUUUAGGGAUGCUUCAGAGCAUCCACGAUCUCAAUCUGCCGGGAGUUGGCGUGAAAAUCGGUUUCCAUACCGGACCCAUCGUGGCCGGAAUCGUCGGGCUAAAGGUGCCACGGUAUUGUUUGUUUGGAGACACGGUGAACACGGCAUCUAGAAUGGAGAGCAGCAGCGAUACGAAUAAGAUCCAGGUUUCCGGAUAUACAGCCAACAAAUUGAGGAAAUAUGGUUUCAAGCUUACAUUCCGUGGGCAAGUUUCUGUAAAGGGAAAAGGAGAGAUGGAAACGUUCUGGUUAGAUGCAGGACCUAGUGGUUCAGGUAAACGCUUAAAUAUGUCAUAGUAAAUCUGCUGGCUGUUCAUGAUCUCUUCUAGCAAGAGACAGAUUCAAAAUGUGCCUUCACUUCCGCAAUUACACUCAUUAGGAAUCAAUUUACACAUAUAAGCUCACAAAGACUUACACUUACUAGUUGAUUCUUGGAAAAUAAAUGUGUCUACAUAUGUCUACUG